Spea bombifrons (plains spadefoot toad) is the source of this 1197-nucleotide messenger RNA. Its product is annotated as catechol O-methyltransferase-like. Gene Ontology annotation, cellular component: dendrite; membrane; axon. The record is from RefSeq and is a predicted model, not a curated record. The coding region runs from base 162 to 806 and encodes 214 amino acids. Gene Ontology annotation, molecular function: catechol O-methyltransferase activity; magnesium ion binding. Lineage: Eukaryota; Metazoa; Chordata; Amphibia; Anura; Pelobatidae. Gene Ontology annotation, biological process: developmental process; dopamine metabolic process; catecholamine catabolic process. The transcript is spliced from 5 exons.
AGGACACUGUCUUGGUAUUUAUCCCGACCCCCUGGUCUAGGUGUUAUAUCAUACAUUUCCAGCUCACCUGGAACGUGGAUCACUUUUCCUGAGCUUAUCAUUCACGUGGCGUGCAUCGCUGCAUGAACAACUGAGACAUCCACUGUAUCUCAUUCUCCACCAUGGACCAAUCAAAGGAACAGAGGAUCUUAGAUUUCGUGCUGCAGAAUGCUGUACGUGGUGACCCCCAAAACGUUGUGGAUACGAUAGAUGAAUACUGUACACAUAAGGAAUGGGCCAUGAAUGUGGGAGAUGAGAAAGGCCUGAUCUUGGAUCAAGUGGUGAAGGAGACCGAGCCGUCCACGUUGCUUGAACUGGGAACAUACUGUGGGUACUCUGCUAUCCGCAUAGCCCGGCUGCUGAAGCCUGGGGCUCGGCUUCUCACUGUGGAGAUGAACCCGGCCCAUGUCGCUAUUGCCAAGCAGAUGAUUGAGUUUGCUGGAGUGCAGGACAAGGUACAGAUACUAGAGGGUUCAACAGAGGACAUCCUUCCGAAACUGAAGACUGAGCAUGGUUUACAGCACUUUGACUUCGUGUUUAUCGAUCAUUUUGGGCAAAGAUAUAAACCUGACACAAAGUUACUGGAGGACUGUGGAUUGUUGAGAAAAGGUUCUGUGCUUUUGGCAGACAAUACUUCGUUUCCUAGCUCCAAGGAUUUUGUUGAGUACAUCAGGACGAGUGAUCGCUAUGAUUGCACCAAUUAUCCUGCCCAUCUAGAAUACACAGACAAGCCUGAUGCAAUGGAGAAGGCUGUGUUCAGAGGAUAGUGUAAAUGUUUAGAACAUUAAACAGGUUUUUAAUGUUUAGCAACAAAAAAACAUGUUUUACAUGUGUAUGUAAUAAGAAAAUCAAUGUCAAAAACACGCACUAGUACAGCUUUUUACUACAAAUUUUACCAUGCUGGAAAACAAAAAUUCAAGUAGUCUGUUAAUUAGCAUUUUAGUCAUUUACUCUUUGUUAUAAAUAUUGUAUUUUCGUUACUAUUACAGUCUCAGCGAUUAAAAAAAUAUUUUUUUUCUUAUAGUGCUGCAAAGAAAAUAAAAAAAUAUUGUAAUUUGCUAUAUAUGUUUUGGGUUACUGCAAAACCAAAGAGCUUUUGGUUUGGGCUGGAAGCCGGUUGGCUAGCAGUGCUUACUGCUCAAUCUACAUAAGGUUAUG